CAUUCUUUGACAGACGCUGGAAAGCGAACCGCUUGCUAAAAACGAAAGCUAACUGCGGAAGAAGGCAGGCAGCAGAAGGGAAUAUGAAAGCAAAAUACUGAAUUGCUUGAAUUCACGAUGUCCAAAUUCCCUUUUAUGUAAGGAAUCCAGAAAUUCAACUGUGUGACUCUCUACAAUUAUCGUGGGCAAGGCGGGCCUUUUGGCUGUCAACCACAGCAACAACACCUGAACCAGUUUCACAGCUCGACCUCGCCAAUGUGCCGUUUGUUUACCUCCUCUUCGAAAGAGCGCCUCAUCAAAUUUCGGUAUGAUGAUUAUCCGCAGCUGGAGGGGACGGUUUGUGCUGGAAUGGAGUCAGUAGCGGCGGCUGCGACGACACAACAUUGACGCUGCCCUAUCACAAUGGCGCACUUCGACACGGAGUACCAGCGCCUGGAGGCGUCGUACAGCGACUCCCCGCCGGGCGAGGAGAACCUGCUGAUGCACGUCCCUGAGGGCGCUAAAUCCCAGUGGCACCACAUCGAAAACCUGGACCUGUUUUUUCAGAGAGUCUAUAAUUUGCAUCAGAAGAAUGGAUUCACGUGUAUGCUUUUGGGAGAGAUCUUUGAGCUGGUUCAGUUGGUGUUCGUGGUGGGCUUCACCGUGUUCCUCGCCAACUGCGUGGACUACGACAUCCUCUUUGCCAACAAGUUUGUCAACCACACAGAUUCCUCCAAGGUCACCCUGCCUGACGCUUUCGUGCCUGUGGACGUCUGCAGCGCGCGCAUUCGAGACAACGCGUUUGUCAUCUUUGUGCUGAUGAUCUCCGGCGUGUUUUGGCUCCAUCGCCUGGUGAAAUUCAUCUACAACGUGUGCUGCUACUGGGAGAUCCGAUCCUUCUACAUUCAUGCCCUCAAGAUGACAAUGUCGGAGCUGCCGUACGCAACAUGGCAGGAGGUUCAGGCCAGGAUAGUGGAGAUCCAGAAGGAGCACCAGAUCUGCAUUCAUAAGAAAGAGCUAACGGAGCUUGACAUUUACCACCGCAUCCUCCGCUUCAAAAACUACAUGGUUGCUAUGGUGAAUAAAUCUCUGCUUCCUGUGCGCUUUCGACUUCCUCUACUUGGAGAUGUUGUGUUCUUCACACGGGGCCUCAAGUACAACUUUGAGCUCAUCUUCUUUUGGGGGCCAGGCUCUCUCUUUGAAAACGAGUGGAGCCUGAAGCCUGAGUAUAAAAGAGGCGGGAACCGUCUGGAGCUGGCCGACAGACUGGCGUCACGGAUCCUGUGGAUCGGCGUCGCCAACCUCCUCUUGUGUCCCGUCAUCCUCGUGUGGCAGAUUCUCUAUGCGUUCUUUAGCUAUACGGAGGUGAUCAAGCGAGAGCCCGGUUCUCUCGGUGCACGAUGCUGGUCUCUGUACGGCCGAUGCUACCUGCGCCACUUCAACGAGUUGGACCACGAGCUCAUGUCCAGGCUUAGCAAAGGCUACAAGGCCGCCUCCAAGUACAUGAACUGUUUUCUCUCACCUCUGCUGACUGUGGUGGCCAAGAAUGUCGCUUUUUUUGCCGGCUCCCUCCUGGCUGUGCUGAUCGCGUUGACCAUCUACGACGAGGACGUGCUCGCAGUGGAGCACGUUCUGUCGUCGAUCACGCUGCUGGGAGUGUGCAUCACAGUGUGCAGGUCCUUUAUCCCUGAUAAGCACAUGGUGUUUUGUCCCAAGCAGCUCUUGCGAGUCAUCCUGGCUCAUAUUCAUUACAUGCCUGACCACUGGCAGGGCAAUGCACACAGAUAUGAGACAAGGGACCAGUUCUCACAGGUCUUCCAGUACAAAGCCGUAAGUAUGAAAGAGAAGCUGCUGAGCCCAGUCGUGACUCCCAUCAUCCUCAUCUUCUGCCUGAGGAGGAAGUCGCUGGAGAUCAUUGACUUCUUCCGAAAUUUCACCGUGGAGGUCGUGGGUGUGGGAGACACUUGCUCCUUUGCGCAGAUGGACAUCAGGCAACACGGGCACCCUGCGUGGAUGUCCGAAGGAAAGACCGAGGCGUCCAUCUACCAGCAAGCAGAAGACGGGAAGACGGAGUUGUCCCUGAUGCACUUUGCCAUCACCAACCCACAGUGGCAGCCCCCACGCGAGACCACGCACUUCAUCAGCCAGCUGAAGGAAAGAGUUCAGCGGGAGGCCACCGGCGCUCCUUCGGAUGCUCAUCCGCUCUCGCUCUCUGAAUCCGAACCGAGGAGCCUGAUUGCCAAUCUUUUGGUGGCGCCGUCCACUCUGGCCUCCGUUCAUUUUGGCCGGGAUGGUUCAUCGAGCGGUCACGCGGUGGUGGCCAGUGAUGCGGUGGCAGCCUUGCGCUCACUUUCCCCGAUCAGCAGCAGUCUUCCCCUGAGGGGCAGCUUUAGUGCUGCUUACAGAACCGCCGGCCACGCCUCCACCAUGAACAGAACCAUGGCAGGGUCUGGAACGGAUGCCCGAACCCUGAGUUCCGGCAGCAGUGCAUGGGAGGCUCAACUCACCAGUUUAGUCUUGUCAGAGUAUGCCUCCACGGAGAUGAGUAUCCAUGCUCUUUACAUACAUGAGUUGCACAAACAGCAGUCCCGCUGCGAUGCGCUCUCCCGCCACACGUGGCACAGGCAGGAGAGCGACGAGAGCAGCGACAGCAUCCCCGAUGAGGUGAAGAGCGUGUCCGGCUCCCGCUACAAGCACUUCCCCCGCUCGCACACCUUUCCUACCACGGUGCCCAGUCCCACUGCCAUCCCCUCUUCAGCUUCCGAAGGCGCCGCCGCCCCAGAGACGAUGUCGUCACGACAGGGUGACGGCAACCAGCGCCCACACAGCGAUACUUUCUGUACAGGAGGGAAGGUGACGAGGUCCGCACGUGUGCCGAUGGGUGGCUGGGCAGAAGAGUCGCACCAAUCAGCACCACGCCGCCCCGAGUCACUACCGGAGGAGAGCUCUGAGGACGAGAUGCCACCGCACGUACACAAGGUUUGUUGACUACAUCAGAUCACCCAAUGAAUUUCUUCCCUUCAAAGAGACUUCAAAACACCACCUUUCUCUUUGGACCUUUUUCCUGGACUGAUGCAAAGAAUAAUGUAUUAGAAUGGAACCUGAAUUGAUUUUUGGGUUUUACAUUGGUCAUUAGAAUGAUCAUGGGGGCCUGAAUAACUGAAUAAUAAUGUUCCUGUGAUUGAAAUGUUUGUUUUUGAGACACGAAAGGCAAAUUAUGUUCUUUUAAAGAAUGACUACACACUACUCACAAAGAGUUGAGAUUCAUCUUUCAGAUAUGAUUUCAGGAUGAACCCAAAAUGCACUAUAACCUCUACAAACGAACUUAAUUUGACUUUUAUGCACGUGCCCAACUGUUGAGUGUUUCAGUGAUUUUUCAACUCUCUGUUGCCGGACAAGGAACAAUUCACAACAAGUUGUUUGACCCAUGAAUGGACCCAUACGUUUCGUGGUUCAAUGAGAAUUGGUUUUUAAAUUGGCCUCUUUGUUAUUGCUGUUCACAAUAUGACGUUAUGAGACCACCGCGACGCCUGACAGUGAAUUUUUUUUUUUUGAGUAUGGACAUGUAUGUACAGUAUACCAUUACAAUGUGCGCCGACUCGAGCUUGCAGAUUGAGCACGAAUCAACACCAUGCACACUUUGCAUUACCAAGUUCUGUGCUUAUUUAAAAAAAUAAAGGGAUGAGUUAUGCGCACUUGCAAUGAAAAAAAAAACAGAUUUAGGUUUUUGCAGCAACCGUCUUGAACGUUACAAAAAUACUGAAGUGAAGCCUCCUCGCCCAUUAACGCUAGACCAGAGAAGAGCUGUUAUUCCAUCAUAGUAAAAGCGCCAUGACUCGAAAUGUGAUCGAUUCACAAUUCUUGAUGCACUUUAAUAACUUGGUGUAGCUUCACUUAGGUUAUUUGCAUGUGUCGCCUGAACGUUUACGUUUUUAAGGGUUUUGUUAAAUUAUGAUUCACGAAAGGGAUGUGCCAUAAAGUUGAUUGUAAAUCGAGUGAAAUGCUGAUGGUUAAAGUGUAUAGACCUUUUUGUUGUUGUUCAUAGAUAUUGUAAAACACAGAUUUGUACAGAAGUAAAUUCAGCCAUUAAAAUUACGUAAUCGAA
Messenger RNA from Hippocampus comes (tiger tail seahorse), 4084 nucleotides. RefSeq names its product ATG9 autophagy related 9 homolog A (S. cerevisiae) (gene atg9a). Lineage: Eukaryota; Metazoa; Chordata; Actinopteri; Syngnathiformes; Syngnathidae. Bases 403 to 2967 code for a protein of 854 amino acids. The record is from RefSeq and is a predicted model, not a curated record. The transcript is spliced from 20 exons. Gene Ontology annotation, cellular component: phagophore assembly site; autophagosome. Gene Ontology annotation, biological process: reticulophagy; protein localization to phagophore assembly site; piecemeal microautophagy of the nucleus.